GGACCGGGAGCGCCGCGGGAAGCACGGGCCGUGGAGAGGGCGCUGCGCUCGGGCUACCCAAUGCGUGGACUAUCUGCAGCCGCUGCUCGUGCAAUAUGCUGGAGCUCCAGAACAGCUAAACGGAGUCGCCACACCGCUGCCUGGGCUGGAUCACAGCGCUGCCUUUCCUUAUGAAGAAGACACAAACUUGGAUUAUCACUUGCAUUUAUCUUCAACUGCUCCUCUUUAAUCCUCUCGUCAGAACUACAGGGAUCUGCACGAACCGUGUCACUGAUGAUGUGAAAGACGUUACAAAAUUGGUGGCAAAUCUUCCAAAAGACUAUAAGAUAGGCCUCAAGUAUGUCCCCGGAAUGGACGUUUUGCCAAGUCAUUGCUGGAUAAGUGAAAUGGUGGAGCAAUUGUCAGUCAGCUUGACUGAUCUUCUGGACAAGUUUUCAAAUAUUUCUGAAGGCUUGAGUAAUUAUUCUAUCAUAGACAAACUUGUGAAAAUAGUAGAUGAUCUUGUGGAGUGCAUGGAAGGACACACAUUGGAGAAUGUAAAAAAGUCAUCUAACAGCCUAGAACCCAAGAUGUUUACUCCUGAAGAAUUCUUUAGAAUUUUUAAUAGAUCCAUCAAUGCCUUCAAGGACUUGGAGAUGGUGUCAUCUAAAACGAGCGAAUGUGUGUUUUCUUCAACAUUAAGUCCUGGCAAUGAUUCCAGAGUCAGUGUCACAAAACCAUUUAUGUUACCCCCUGUUGCAGCCAACUCCCUUAGGAAUGACAGCAGUAGCAGUAAUAGGAAGGCCUUGAAUUCCAUUGGCGACUCCAAGCUGCAGUGGGCAGCCAUGACAUUGCCAGCGUUCUUCUCUCUCUUAAUUGGCUUUGGUUUUGGAGCCUUAUACUGGAAGAAGAAACAACCAAAUCUUACAAGGGCAGUUGAAAAUAUACAGAUUAAUGAAGAGGAUAAUGAGAUAAGUAUGCUGCAAGAAAAAGAGAGAGAGUUUCAAGAAGUCUAAUUGUGGCUUGUAUCUACACUGUUACUUUCGUAUAUUGGUGGGUAACAGUUCAUGUUUGCUUCAUAAAUGAAGCCGCUUUAAACAAAUUCAUAUUCUGUCUGGAGUGACAGACCACGUCUUUUCCUGUUCUUGCUACCCAUGACUCUAUAUGGAUGAUUCAGAAAUUGGAACAAAGUGUUUUACUGUGAAACUGGCACUGAAUUAAUCAUCUAUAAAGAAGAACUUGCAUGGAGCAGGACUCUAUUUUAAGGACCUGGGGGACUUGUAGUGUCAUUUUAGAACCUGCAACUGAUGUUGGGAGAGAAAGCACGUGUCCCAGACUGCACGCCCAUUUUGCAUGCCUCCAGAAAUGUCUAAUUGCUGAAAAGCCACCUAGCUUUAUUUUUAGUUACAACCUGCAGUUUGUAGUUAUCUUGGUCCCUUCAAGUAGCGUUCAAGCUGGAUAGUUGCGGUAAUAAUUUUUCUCAAAGGGAUCUAGAAGAAUUUUUAAGGACAAAAACUCGAUAGCAUCAGCCACUGCACAUAUUCAAAGCAGUGGAGGAAAAAGUGGUUGGAGUAGGUAUCAUGUCAGCUUCUUAGCCGCUAAUGAUAUGGGUCUGAUCCCGGUCUCUUCCUGGUAUAAACCAUGCUCACCCACAUCGCACGAGACAAAGGGGCAUGGUUGGCUGGUACCGAAUUGGAACAGUGAUGCCUUCGCCGAGGGGAGACUCCCCCAAAGAGUCAUCGCGCGAAGAAGCUAUGAACACUGAACAGCAGGGCAGUCGCCAAGGAGGACAUUUGUCACCCCUGGUGAGGGCGGCCUUUUCCCUUGACCACUGUCGGGUGUAUAAAUCAUGCUUGCAAAAUAUAUUACAAAAUGUUUAUAUUCUAAAACUAUUACAGAGUUAGGAGAAAUUGCUGAAUGUAUGAAGGUCCUGUUUUCGAUUUCCGCCAUGGGAGAGAGUAAAAAUAAAUUAUGAUAUUUAGUAUCUAAGGUUAGAAAACCACAAUACCCACAUGCUGAUAUGGGUGUUGAAACUAGGUUACUUGGCUUUUAUAAGAAUGCAAGGAAUCAGGAAACUAUACUUAUUUAUAGUAUAAUCACCAUUAUCUGUUUUAAAGGAUCCAUUUAUUUAAAAUCAGGCACUCUAUAUCCAUUAAGGUUUAUGAAUUAAAUAAAAAGAGAGCUUUAUGUAGUUAUGCAUGUCAGUUUGCUAUUUAAAAUGUAUGACAGCAUUUGUCAUAUUAAAAGUGAAUUUGGCAGGAAUUCCCAAGAUGGACAUUGCGCUUUUAAACUAGAACUUGUGAGACAUCAUGUGAAUUUCCCUUGCCAAUUUUUUUUUAUGGUCAAAGAAACAUCUGACUAAAGUGAAAGAAUGAUUUCUGAUGACUUAUUUUGAAGGAGGUUCUCUUACUAUAUCAUGAACAUGCACAUAAAGGAAUCUAAAGCUUGCCAUUAUAACUUACUUCUUAUAACAACAUUAAUGCCAUGUACUCCCACCAUCAGAUGACCAUCUUCAAUGUAGUGAUACAAAAGGGCAUGAAAAACUGCUACUUUCCUUUGAUUUUUAAAGUCUAAGAAUUUCUAGUGUAGUUGGAUUUUAGCUUAUGUUCAAAGCUAAUCCAAAUACAACUUCAAUACGUGGCCUUUGAUCUUUUUUUGUACCAAAGAGCCCAAAUGAUUUAUAUGAUCCCUUCUUUAAAGUUCUGUGGGUCCUCAAACACUAGUCAUUUUUUCUAAAAUACAAGCCAGUGCUAUGGGAAGCUGCAUGACCUUAUUUAGGCCCUCAGAUAUCCCGUGGUAUAAUCAAUUAGUAAUAGAACCAGAGAUCAAUUUAAUUGCUGAAAGGACCUGUCUCAGGCAUGUGACAAUGAUUGUUUUGAGGAAAAUAGACAUAGGUGGAUAUGAGUUGUGUGAGUAGAUCAUAAGUAGAUGGAGAAAACUGAUAAGUAAUAGUUCGACUUGUUUCACCAAUGGUUUCGAUUUUCUUAGGCACGAGACACUGCUGUUUAAUGAGCUUGAGAGUACAAUAAGUGUACUUUUGUUCUCAGCCAGUAGCUGGAUUUUAACACUCAAGGACAGGGUCCUAAUCAAUAGAGUUAAAAAAACAAAUUCAGCAACUUAUGAAAUCUGGCAUAGUUGUGAGGGGAGCUAUAUUCUGCCUAAUUAAAUGUAUUGGUUCAUUGAGAGGUACAUGGAUUACCAAUUUUUAAAACACUGAAGUUUCAUAAAAUUUAUGAACAAUAGAAAAAUGCUGAACAUUAUUUUUAGAUGCUAGCUGCUUGGGCAUUAACUGUGUCAUAUCUGCUUUAAGGUAAGAAAAAAAUAUAUAUUAUCUAUAUUUUUGCUUUGUCUUAUCUGGUAUGUGUUUGAAUAUCCUUCUUCAUAAAUCAGUGGUUUCAAAAUUGCCUUUUAAAAUGAUCUCCGAAGUCUGCUGAUUCUAAAUUAUACCUAAAGCUUUGCACCAUUUUGGUAGAACCCAAGUUUAUAAAGAAUUGGCUUGCCCAGCCAGCGUGGCCCGGUGGUUGAGUGUUGACCUAUGAACCAGGAGGUCAUGGUUCAUUCUGGGUCAGGGCACAUCCCCGGUUGCAGGCUCCAUCCCCAGUGUGGGGUGUGCAGGAGGCAGCCAAUCAAUGAUUCUCUCUCAUCAUUGAUGUUUCUAUGUCUGUCUCCCUCUCCUUUCCUCUCUGAAAUCAAUAAAAAUAUAUUUUUUUUUUACAAAAAGAAAGAAACUGGCUCUGUGAUAAACUGUUCCUGCCCAGUGAUAUCAAAGUAUUCCUGGAUUUUGUAUUAUUAUCUAAGGUGCUCACCACACUGCCACUUUUUAAAGAGUCAGAGACAAAUUUGUUGUUUUAAAAUACAAUAGUAGAAUAAGCAGCCUACCCUCUUUAGAAAGGAUUAAGCAUGUGCAAAACGAAAAUGUCUGAAAAAGUAUGUGUCCAUAAUGAAGUGUUUGUUUUUAGUGACAAACACCUUUCGUUGAGCAUUAAGAUACUUUGGAGAAAUUUUGUGGCAUAUUUUGAAACUCUAGUUCAAUUAAAGUUAAAUUAACAACAAAAAAAAUUAUUCAGAAUUCAUGGAUAUUUCUUAAUGUUUUUCGGAAGCUAGGUUUUGGUUUCAACAUAUAAUUCCAAUAUAGGCUUUUAGCCAUCCCAUAUCUAUGCUUCUUUAACUAAAAAUUAUUUUUCCAAAAGGUAGCUUGGCAUAACAGGAUAAAUGUUGGGAAAAACUGUAAGAAAUCUCUGCUAUUAACUGAAACAGGUCAAUCACCUCCCUCAUUGGGUCUCAGUUUUGUAAUUAUCUAUAUGACAAACUCGGAGGGCUCACAUUAAGUAAGAAGCUUAUAGAUAUAUGACUGACAAUGAAGUUAAAAUAGAGCUGAAACUGUCCCAUGAAAAAUAUCCCACUCUGAUCUCCGUGAAUAAGCAAUUUGACCAUAAAAAGUCAUUGCUGUUCUUGUUUGUAAUGUAAAUAGGGUCCAUUAGUAAAAGUGAAAUUCAGUUUCAUGUACAAUGAAUUGGAUAACCAUUUACACAAAAGAUGGCAUUUGCUUUGCUUAAACGAAUGUUUUUGGAUCACUUCUGAAGAAUGAACAGCAUUACUGCAUUUUAUUCAGGAAGAGAUACUAUAAGAUGUGUGUAACAUUUGGAAAUGUACCAAAUUAGUCAUUUAAAUAUUCUCAUUUUCUUAAAAGCUAACAGCAGAAAACGUAAGAUGCUCAUAGUUUUUUGAAUGCCAAAAGGUAAUUUAGAAUCCAUUUGGAAAGAGGAAAUUCAUAAAUUUCAUUUUAAAUUGGAAAGUGGGAAAAUAAUUUUAAAAUAAGCUAGCUUGUCUUUGAAACAAUAUUAUUUUUAAAUUGGCAUUAAAAUAUAAACAUUCAGAUUGAAAUUCUAACUAGUUCAUAUAUAGUAUCAGCUCACACAAUGUGAGGUGUUGCUGCUUUCCAUGAACAAGCCUGGAAAUGCCCUUGUUUGUAAAGAUAAAGUAAUAGUACUUUCAUUUCCUAACAAGCUGUUGUUUUAGAAAUAAUCCAUAUUAAAAUGGUAUUCAUGAUCCUAAAAUGUUCGCUAAGCAUUAUAGACUGACAACUGCCGUCUCCAACUAUAUCCUUAUGAUUUUGUUUAAAUAAAAUUAAGAUAACUGUUUAAACUAAAAACCAUAGUAUUUUCAGUUACCUGAUUUCUGAGCUGUAAGACUCACUAAAUAACAUUUUCCAAUCAAAAUAUCUUAUUCUCCUGUGUUCUAAGGGUUAAUGUGUGAUUAUAGUGUCCCACUUGCCACAAUUUUUUAAAUCAGUAGACGUGAAAAGUAUUCAGACAUGUAGAUGGAUGCACAGAUAUAUUGCUAGUUCAGUCAGAUUGGAGUUUGCAUAUUGUAAUGUAAAUGUAUGUCAACACUAUUCUAAAUAGUUUUAUUAUGACUGAAGUUUAAUUAAAUAAAAAAGGUUGUAAAAUGUGAUGUGUAUGUGUAUAUACUGUAUGUGUACUUUUUAAAAUAGGUAUAUGUCCUGACCUUUUUUAUACAGGUUUGAAUUUGAAAUUACAUUAUAUAUACAUAUACUUUAUUGUUCUAAAUAAAGAAUUUUAUGCACUCU
This is a messenger RNA of Eptesicus fuscus (big brown bat), 5569 nucleotides long. It is a transcript of the gene KITLG, whose product is annotated as KIT ligand. NCBI's taxonomy places the organism in Eukaryota, Metazoa, Chordata, Mammalia, Chiroptera, Vespertilionidae. The record is from RefSeq and is a predicted model, not a curated record. Gene Ontology annotation, biological process: cell adhesion; positive regulation of cell population proliferation. Gene Ontology annotation, cellular component: plasma membrane. The transcript is spliced from 10 exons. Gene Ontology annotation, molecular function: cytokine activity; stem cell factor receptor binding. The coding region runs from base 171 to 995 and encodes 274 amino acids.